AUGUUGCCUUCUAUGCCAAUAUUGUUUAGCAGGGAGAGCCAGGAUGCUUUCGGGAAUAAGAUAGAGCGAACAACACCCUUUUUAACACAAAAUAUUGUCCCUAAAACAUCUAGUAAACAAGAGGCCGAAAGUUUGAUAAUUAGUGAAGGAAGCUCCAAAGAGACUCUAAGGAAUUCUAAGGAUAAGAAUGACAACAAAAAGAAUGGUGCAGACAAACCAAAACUCAAUGAAAAUCAGUUAGAAACAGCUUUGGUCAGGUCAUACUAUACCAAAGUACGAUCAAGGUUUCCCACCAGUUCAGCAGUACCAAUUAACAAAUUUGCCCAAUUUCGUACUAUACUGAAAUCAUAUGAUCCUGGGAAAGAAACACCUAUAGACUUGUACAGAAAAAUUGAGGAAUUAUUUGGGGAAGAACACAAGGAUAUUGUGGAGGAAUUCCUGUUGUUUUUGAAACCUGGACAAGCAGCUGAACUCGGGAAAUUUAUGGAUUAUUUUAUGAUGACACAAAUGACUAGUUUUAUAGAAGUAUUACAGACAACUUUCUACCGCAAACCAACAGUCUACCGUAAGAUACUACGCGCAAUGACCGCUGGAAUCAACAGUGGGUCGAGUCAGGAAAUGAAGACACGGGUCCAGCCCCAUCUGAGGUCCAAUCCUCGUCUGGCUCAGAUGUUCAAAUCGCUGUUCCCUGAUGAGAGGCCUCCUGAUAGCGUCUACGAAAGUAACACCGAUAUUAUGGACGAGUCUUGCCUGGAUUGUGACAAGGGCUAUGACGUGUGGGAGUUUGAACCUGAAGAUAAAAAGAGACAGCUAGAUAUUAAAUCGGGGAUAGACUCCGUUUAUCUACACGGCCGCGUCUUCCUUCAACAUGGCAGGAUAUUGAAAUCGGCGUGCGUAACGUACCCGUACAGCAAAGAGCCAUACCGAGUGCACUCCAGACGUCUGGCCCCAAACACUUGCAUCUCACCACCAGACUCAGAAGAAGAGCGAGCCAACAAAAGAAAUAACAAAACCACCUGCAAAGCAUCUCCAAAGAAAAGCAAGAAGCAGGUGAAAUCGCCAACGAAACCCGCGAAAGACGUUAACGACAACACGAAGAAAGAUCUCAAACAGAUCAAAGUGAAGAGGAAAGUGAAAACCAAGUGUAACGAUAAGAGAAAGGAGACAAAAGUCCCAAUACAAAAGAAAGAAGAGAAGAAGCCAAAAGACGCUAAAGCCAAGAACUGGACGAGGGAAGAGGACAAAACGAUGCUAGAAGUUCUAAAGGGGGAGGGCGGGUCAGAUAAGGUGCUGCUUAGAAUAUGCGAGCUAUUACCUCAUCGGUCGCAAAGCGAAGUCAAGGAGAGGUUCUGUCAUGUCAUGAACCUCUUGCACCAGAUGGCAGUGAACGAAGUUAGGUAG
This is a messenger RNA of Leptosia nina, 1401 nucleotides long. NCBI's taxonomy places the organism in Eukaryota, Metazoa, Arthropoda, Insecta, Lepidoptera, Pieridae. The record is from the annotation of a GenBank genome assembly.